Scleropages formosus (Asian bonytongue) is the source of this 4594-nucleotide messenger RNA. RefSeq names its product calmodulin regulated spectrin-associated protein family, member 3 (gene camsap3). Gene Ontology annotation, molecular function: microtubule minus-end binding; calmodulin binding; spectrin binding. Lineage: Eukaryota; Metazoa; Chordata; Actinopteri; Osteoglossiformes; Osteoglossidae. The transcript is spliced from 17 exons. Gene Ontology annotation, cellular component: microtubule minus-end. The coding region runs from base 341 to 4594 and encodes 1417 amino acids. The record is from RefSeq and is a predicted model, not a curated record. Gene Ontology annotation, biological process: negative regulation of microtubule depolymerization; cytoplasmic microtubule organization; neuron projection development.
UUCGGUCAGUCGUCAGCGGCGUCUUGCGCGCACUGCGAUGGGCGGACGGUGGAACGAGGUCAAAAAACACACCUCGGCUUUUCACCACCGAAUGGACGUGGGCCUCCGGUUCACAAACGCAUUUUUCUAGUCCUCUCCGACCGUUCUUUAAGGAUUUAAUACCGCGGACUCGAAAGGGACGCUUCCACAGUCCGCAGCGACAUUUUCUUGCUCAUUUUUCCCCGUCAGCAAAGACAGAGCGCGCGUCCUGCUCGCGACCAGAAUGACUGCCUGAUCGGAUCCGUACCAUCGCUCGCGACGCCGCCUCGCGCUGCUCAUUGGCCCUUGGGCGCGCCCCGCCAUGGUAGAUUCGAGUACCAUGAGGAAGACCACUGUGGUCCCGGACAUCAAACCGCUGGAGCUGUACGACUUUAGCCGGGCGAAGAUCCGCGCGAGUCUGGGCUGGAUCCUGGGAAAGACGUUCGGCACUGCAGAGAAUGUGCCCGUAGAGCUGCGGGACCCUUUCUACUGUGACCAGUAUGAGCAGGAGCACAUCAAGCCUCCUGUCACGCACUUGCUGCUGUCCUCUGAGCUCUACUCCCGUGCCUACGGCCUGCUCCUGGGGAGCAGGGUAGGGGCUGCAGCGCCCCCUAGAGACAACGCUGCCCUCCUUCAGCUCCUCGCCAACAAGGGUACUGCCCCGAAGGACCAGGGUGCCCUGGUGACUGAGAGUGACCUCCGUAUGAAGCCCAUUAAAAUGAGUGCCCACCUGGCGGUAAUUGACUCGCUGAUGGUGGUGAGUGCCAUGGAGACGGUGAGCGCAGCGCAGCUGCAGAGUGGACCAGAACAACUAGGGGGUGGAGCCAGCUGGGAGAAAGCACUGUUCUACUGGGUCAAUCUGCUGAACCAGAAGCUAAGAGAGAGCACUGAAGGAGAAUUGACCCAGGGACCUCAGUCCAGCCCAGAUUCACAGUCUGUUCAGCCUGUUAAUCGUUACAGGAAGGAUAAAAUGGUGCCCAGGCACCCACCAGUGUUCCCCGUGGUCACUAGCGUCAAGGAUCUCUCCAGUGGUUGCGUGCUUGCUGCAGUCAUCCACUUCUACUGCCCUAACCUCCUGCGUCUGGAAGAUGUAUGCUGGAAGGACACCAUGUCAGCAGCGGACAGCUUAUACAACCUGCAGCUGAUCCGAGACUUCUGCGAUGGCUGCCUUAAGAGCUGCUGCUCCCUAGCACUGGAGGACUUCCUCUACUCCCCACCAGUGCUAAAGCUGAACAUCAUGAGCUUUCUGGCGGAGCUGCUGAAUUGGUUUGAGGUUCAGAAGCCAGAUUUUGUCCACCCGCUGGAGGCACUGAAUCUGGAAGAUUCUUCAGCAUGGAAUGACUACUUAAUCCAGAACAGUGGGAAUGGCAACGGUGCCUCGCCUUCUGUUUUCAAGCAGCCCUUUCUGCCCAUCUCCUCUGCCGUCACUCCAGGAUCUCUCACUCAGUCUGCCUCAAUGUCUCAUGUAGAAGGAGUUGGACGGACAUGGACCAAGAAACCAUUCAGUCGUCCCUUAUCCUCAGCCGUGUCCUUCAGCAUUCCUUUUGGUCUGGACAGCGAUGUCGAAGUUGUGAUGGGGAACCCCGUGAAUCCCAUCACACGCUCUGUGAGUUCCGACAGCCUAAACCCCAUGGGCCAGGCUAUGACACGCGCUCCCUAUACCCCCCCAGAGGACCUCAGCCACCUUGUCAGCCAAUUGCCAGGCCCCGGUGGUGCUCCAGCCUCAAACCGUGCCUCCUGGGCCACACAGGUGUGCCCCACCCCACUACGGAUGGAGCAAAGCAGACCUGUGGAGAAUGGGCUUGGGGAGGGCACGGAUCUCCCCACCAUAGAAGAGGCUUUGCAGAUCAUCCACAAUGAAAGCAAGCUGGAACCCCGUCUGCAUCCGGAAGGGGCCCCUGAUGGCUUCUACCUGCACUCGCCUGAUGACUCCACCAGCAUCAGGCACAAUGGGACCCCUGCCCCCCUGAGCUCCUCUGCCCCACCUCGCUCUGGCAUGAUGUACAGAGUGGGAGAGGAGCGUGAGCCUAGCCGACGACGGAAUAGGCGUACCUCUGAGGGGUCUCGGGACGACGACUCUGUGCUGCGUGAUGGUAGUGUGGACUCUGAUGCCUCUGAAGACCUCCCCAAGUCCCAGAGCACACCAACGGCUCCUGUGGCUGCCUCCACCCCAACUGAUCGCCCACCUGCAACCCGGGGAGAAGAUCUCCUCGACAGCGGUGUAAAAAUGACCAGCUUUGCCGAGCGCAAGAAGAAGCUUGCCUCAGACCUGACCACAAAUGAAGUUCCUCUACCUCAGAUGACUUGGACUCAGAAGUCAGAGGAGAGCCCCAGCAAGAGCCCUGCACUCAACACAGAAAUGUCGGAGUUGGGAGCACGACUGGAGGAAAAGCGCAGAGCCAUUGAGGCGCAGAAGAAGCGCAUUGAGGCCAUCUUUGCAAAGCACCGGCAGCGCUUGGGCAAGAGCGCCUUCCUGCAGCUGAAGAGGGAACAGCAACAGGGCGAGCCGGGUGAGGAGAGUGAGGUCAUUGCUUCUUCUGCUGCGGAUGAUCUGAGCCGGCACACCCCUGAGGAAAGGCUGACGCAUGUUGAUGAUGAAGAGCAGCGCCUCUUGGUGGAGGAGACUGGGAAGAGCAAUGCUGUUCCCGUGCUGGAAAAGCAGGUGACGUUCUCUAAGGAGCCGGCACAAGGUGAUAGAGGUGGGCCAGCUCCGUUAGGCGACUACAACUAUGCCGUGUCCAAGUUGAGUGCAGCACUCAGCUCCCUGCAGACAGACAUGCAACGACUGUCCGAACAGCAGAACCAACUGAUGCGCAAGAAGGCAGCAGCCUCCACUCAGGCCUGGGUUAUCCCAGCUGGCCCAAAGCCUGUCGGUUCCCCUGCCCCCCGUUUCACCCGUGAGCACACCCGCGAGCCACCAUCCGCAGCCUCAUCCGCUUCACCCUCUCCCUCCCCCUCACGCAAGGUCGCGCCCCCAAAAUCCCCACAGGUGUCCCACCGCAGAGCCCAGUCUGCACCGCCAAAGAGCCCCAAGCAACACCACCAGACCCGCCCACUGGAGCUCAAGUUCCCCCCUCUCACCCGUGUUCUCACCCCACCACAGAAUGUGGACACCUUGCCUCAUUUGCGCCGGGUUUCGCCCCGGCAGUGCCAGGUACAGACCUCUUCCUCUUUCAGCCUUGGGAGUCAGAUCCAAGACCCUUUUCCCCGGCCAAUCGAGGACAAUUCCUCCGAGUCAGGCUCUGUUGAUGACCACACCAUGUUCAGCCUGGACAUGGAGGGAGGCCUCGGAGCAAGAAGUGACCGUGGUGCCGGGGGCAGCGGAUCUGGGGCCCCCUCUGAAUGUUCCUUCGAGAGUGACAUACCGGCAGCCUUAAGUGGGAAGCGGAGCAGUCUGAUCGAGAUCCCCCUGUCAUCUCUGAGGAGUGAGGAAGCAGACGAUGGCACUGACGCCUUCUCUGACUCCAUGAGUGACCAAACGGAGCCUGAGAUGAAGAGCGGUGUUGGAUUCUUCUUCAAGGAGGACGAAUCUCGGCCCGAAGAUGAAAUGGAAAAAAGAAGAGCGGCGCUCCUUGAAAAGCAGCAGAAGAGAACAGAAGAAAUGAAGAGGCGGAGACAAGAGCAAGAGAGGGAGAGGGAGGCCAGAAUGGCCAACUUGGAGGAGCCCCGAGCACAGGGGCUUGGGGAGCGCCCUCAGACCCCAUGUACCCCUCCUCCCACCAGGACCCCGCCCCCGGAGGGCACCCCGCAACGUCGAGGGGACUUUACUCGACAGGAGUAUGAGCGGCGGAUGCAGCUGAAGAUCAUGGAGGAUCUAGACAAGGUUCUGCGGCAGAAGCCCACAACUGUGCGCGGAGUCAAGAAGCAAAGGCCCAAAACUGUGUUCCGAGAUGAUUCUGUUCUCUCCCGGAGUCCCGCCAAGGGCUUUGCUGGCUCCAGGCUCAACAAAGUCUACUCACACUCAACCCUCAGCUUGUCCACCAUGGCCAAUGACACUGGCAACAGUGGGUCGCUUGCUGUCAGGAAAUCUCCGAGCCGAUCUCAUUCACCUUCAAGACUGAUGUCACCAGGGCGCUUGGCUAGUCAGAAUGGAGAGAAGGACUGGGAGAACGCUUCAACUAUUUCCUCCCCAGCCUCAGUCCCUGAAUACACAGGGCCCAAACUAUACAAAGAGCCCAGUUUCAAGUCCAACAAGUUCAUCAUUCACAAUGCUAUUUCUCGCUGCUGCCUGGCUGGAAAAGUCAACGAGCCGCAGAAGAACAAGAUGGUAGAGGAGAUGGAGAAGAGUACGGCAAACCACUUCCUGAUCCUCUUCCGGGACUCCAGCUGCCAGUUCCGGGCGGUCUACACCAUGAAUCCUGAGACAGAAGAGCUGGUGCGCCUAGCGGGCACGGGCCCGCGGGUGGUGAGCUGCUCAUUGGUGGAGUCCAUGUACAAGUACAGCUCAGACCGCAAGCAGUUCACCCCCAUCCCAUCCAAGACAAUGUCUAUGAGCGUGGACGCCUUCACCAUCCCUGCCUACCUAUGGCAGAACAAGAAGCCAGGAACACCCAAAAAGCCCAGCACCCCCAAAUAA